Molecule: messenger RNA, 694 nt
Organism: Drosophila persimilis
Lineage: Eukaryota; Metazoa; Arthropoda; Insecta; Diptera; Drosophilidae
Exons: 3
Coding region: 28-567 (179 amino acids)
Source: RefSeq, a predicted model, not a curated record
AUGUAAUUAUAUUUCUGUAAAUUUAAAAUGAACCACAUCAGCCCCAACCGCUUUGCAUCGGUGCUGCCCCAUAUAAUCGGCAUAUUGCAUUCAGAGCCGCAUCAGAGCGCCACUGUGGAUGAUCUGUGCCACGCAGUGGAAGCGUGUGCUCUGAUGGAUGAGGCCAUGAUGCGCCACAUAUGUUCCUUCGACACCCUUACGGACGCCGUGUACUAUGGGAUGGAGCUGGGCAAGAAUAUGGGCCUACUUGCCCAUUCGAAUGGGAUAAUCCGUAUUCCUUUCAAAUUGGCCAAACGUAGUCCUGGGGACGAGAACCAACGCCAUGUCGAGGUUGAGUACGUGGAUCUACGGAGCAGUGUCGAGCAGCGGAAGCUUCCGUGCAACAGCGAGGAGUCUGUGUGCAACGCCUCGGAUGAAGAGCUUCAGUUCAGCGACGAGAAUGGGGAGCCUUGCUACAGCGUCGAUGAGCCUCGCAUCCCAGGCCGUGUACUCCGAUCGGCAAUGAAUCCAGUGACGGGAACGAAGGUGGGUAAUUCCAGUACCCAUGGGGCCAAACACCCUGGCUAAGAUCACUCCAGGACACCGGUGGCAAGGAGUGGCGUCGAAACCAUGAAAUUAAAUCGAAAACAAUCCACCAACGAUAUUUAAUUUAAUCCCAAAAUAUAUCAGUUCAAUCAUUGACUUCCCGGUUAAA